This is a messenger RNA of Penicillium psychrosexuale, 309 nucleotides long. Its product is annotated as acylphosphatase. Gene Ontology annotation, molecular function: acylphosphatase activity. The transcript is spliced from 5 exons. The coding region runs from base 1 to 309 and encodes 102 amino acids. The record is from RefSeq and is a predicted model, not a curated record. Lineage: Eukaryota; Fungi; Ascomycota; Eurotiomycetes; Eurotiales; Aspergillaceae.
AUGUCACACACUCGAAUUGCUUUCAAAGUCCACGGCACCGUUCAAGGUGUCGGCUUCCGAGACUUCACCCAAAAGUGUGCUAAUCUCGAUGAGCUCAAGGGCUGGGUCAGAAAUACGACUUGCGGAAGGGUCGAGGGCGAGGCCCAGAGCAGUGACGAAAAGGUGCAGAGAUUCCUUCAGCGCAUCCAAAAGGGUCCCUCUAGGGCUCUUGUUGUGAAGCUGGAGAAGCGGGAACUAGAUGUGCGUGAUGACGAGGAGGGGUUUGUUGUGAUGCGGACAGCAGAUUCCAUGUUUGAAGCAAGGGACUAG